Periophthalmus magnuspinnatus is the source of this 1056-nucleotide messenger RNA. RefSeq lists its product as uncharacterized. NCBI's taxonomy places the organism in Eukaryota, Metazoa, Chordata, Actinopteri, Gobiiformes, Gobiidae. Bases 1 to 1056 code for a protein of 351 amino acids. The record is from RefSeq and is a predicted model, not a curated record. The transcript has a single exon.
AUGACCCGCAGAAAGACCCCACGCCCCGCAGAAAGACCCCACGCCCCGCAGAAAGACCCCACGCCCCUCAGAGAGACCCCACGCCCCGCAGAAAGACCCCACGCCCCGCAGAGAGACCCCACGCCCCGCAGAGAGACCCCACACCCCGCAGAAAGACCCCACGCCCCGCAGAAAGACCCCACGCCCCGCAGAGAGACCCCACUCCCCGCAGAAAGACACCACGCCCCGCAGAGAGACCCCACGUCCCCCAGAGAGACCCCACUCCCCGCAGAAAGAGCCCACGCCCCGCAGAGAGACCCCACUCUCCGCAGAGAGACCCCACGCACCGCAGAAAGACCCCACGCCCCCCAGAGAGACCCCACGCCCCACAGAGAGACCCCACGCCCCGCAGAAAGACCCCACGCCCCCCAGAGAGACACCACGCCCCGCAGAGAGACCCCACGCCCCCCAGAGAGACCCCACGCCCCGCAGAAAGACCCCACGCCCCCCAGAGAGACCUCACGCCCCGCAAAAAGACCCCACGCCACGCUUAAAGACCCCACGCCCCGCAGAAAGACCCCACGCCCUGCAGAGAGACCCCACGCCCCGCAGAGAGACCCCACGCCACGCAGAAUGACACCACAACCCGCAGAGAGACCCCACGCCCCGCAAAAAGACCCCACGCCCCGCAGAGAGACCCCACGCCCCGCAAAAAGACCCCACGCCCCGCAGAGAGACCCCACACCCCUCAGAGAGACCCCACUCCCCGCAGAAAGACCCCACGCCCCGCAAAAAGACCCCAUGUCCCCCAGAGAGACCCCAAGCCCCGCAGAAAGACCCCACGCCCCGCAGAGAGACCCCACGCCCCGCAGAAUGACACCACAACCCGCAAAAAGACCCCACGCCCCGCAGAAAGACCCCACGCCCCGCAGAAUGACACCAUGCCCUGCAAAAAGACCCCACACCCCUCAGAGAGACCCCACGCCCCACAGAGAGACCCCACGCCCCACAGAGAGACCCCACGCCCCACAGAGAGACCCCACGCCCCACAGAGAGACCCCACGCCCCGCAGAAUGA